Messenger RNA from Hydra vulgaris (swiftwater hydra), 1782 nucleotides. The record is from RefSeq and is a predicted model, not a curated record. Lineage: Eukaryota; Metazoa; Cnidaria; Hydrozoa; Anthoathecata; Hydridae.
CAUCAAAGAAAUAUUUUUCCUGGCUUUCUCGAUAAAAACUAUAAUCUAGAUAAUGUUAACUUAACUUUAAAACAAGACAAUAAAAUUAAGAUUUUGGUUAAAAGGCUGCUAAAGGAAAAGUUAGGUGUUUAUGCUUUCCUUGUAACACGGUUUUUAGAAAAGAAGUCAAGAUAUAACACCAUGUCAAUAAAAAACACAGCUAUGGCUAGUAUAAGGUUUGGGACUUCACCUGCCGCAACUGCAGCAAUUGCUACAAGUUAUCUUCAAGAUUUAAUUGAAGCAGGAUUUCUCACCCCUGAGUCCUCUUACCUUGCUUGUGAUCCUUCUAAGUUGACGAGAGAGAGAAAAAAGGUGAUGGUAGUUGCAAAAAAAAAAGAUAAUUUAAAACUUCCGAAAGCAGAUAAUAUUGCCAUUUACUUUGACGGAAGGAAAGAUUCAACAAGAGCAAUGAUAAAUGAUUCAAAUGGACAGCUACAUCCUAUUAUUAUCAAAGAGCAGCACAUUACUGUGACUAUAGAACCUGGUGGUCGAUAUCUUGGACAUUUUACCCCAAAUGCACCUAAUCAUCUAGAUAACCCAGCUAAAAAGAUUGCUAAAGGUGUUUAUAAUUUGCUGGAACAAUAUAAUCUUACUGAAUCAUGUUUAGUACUUGGAGCUGACAGUACUUCAAUUAACACAGGCUGGAAAGGUGGUGCUAUAACGCAUCUUGAAAAGCUGUGAGGUCACAAAUGCCACUGGGCUAUAUGCAUGCUUCAUUCGAAUGAAUUAUUUUUGCGUCACCUUAUAGAAGGCAUUGAUGGACCAACAUCAUGUAGUACUGGAUUUGUAGGUCCUGUGGGAAAAUUUCUUCCUGAUGUUAAUAAAAUGGAGUAUAAUCCUCAAUUUAAAGCUCUUCCAAAUGGAGAGAGCUUUGUCGACAUUCCAGAAACAAUAUUAAAAAAUAUGUCAACAGAUCAGAAACAAUGUUACAAGCUAUGUAAAGCAGUUAAGAUUGGUUUAUUGCCACCUAAUCUUAGAGAAAUUCAAUGUGGCCCCUUAAGUCAUGCCAGGUGGCUCACUACUGGCACGAGAAUAGUCUUUAUGUGGACAAGGAAACACAACUUAAAUGAUCAAAAUUCGCAAAAUCUAGAAAUACUUGUUGUAUUUUGUUUACAAUUUUACUUUAAACUUUUUUUUGACAUAAAGGUCAAAAACAGACUUGAAGAUGCUUCUUAUCACAUUCUGUCUCAAUUGAGAAUUCUUAGAAUGCAACCUGAUAGAGUAAAAGAAAUUGUGUUUCCCUACAUCCAGUUAGGGGCUUGGUAUGCGAACCAUGAAAGUAUACUAAUCUCUUUAUUAUCUAGUAAUAAUGCAGAAAAGCGCAAUUUUGCAGUUGAUCCAAUUUUGAAACUAAGGGGUAAUGAUAUCCUUGGAGAUGUGCGAAUCAGACCAAGAAAAACACCUAAACUUAACUUUGCAGCAACUACUCUUCAAGAGCUAGUUAAAUGGGAAAAUGGUGUUGUAGAAGAACCUGUUUUUACUUGUUCGCUCACCAGAGAUAAGUUGUUAUUACUUAGAUUGAUACCUUUAAUAACUCCUUCGAUUAAAAUUCAUACUCAAAGUACUGAACGUGCUGUAAAACAAGUGACAGUAGCAUCCAUGUCAGUAGUUGGACCAUAUGCAAGAGAUGGUUAUAUUAGAGCUAGAGCUCAGCAUAGAGAGUUGCUACCUGUUUUUAAAACAAAGAAAGAAAUUUUAUUAAAUUUUUAACUUUAAUAGAUUUUUAUUUUAUUUGUUUUUUAA